Messenger RNA from Miniopterus natalensis, 893 nucleotides. RefSeq names its product centrosomal protein 15 (gene CEP15). The record is from RefSeq and is a predicted model, not a curated record. Lineage: Eukaryota; Metazoa; Chordata; Mammalia; Chiroptera; Miniopteridae.
CUGAGAGCUGAGGAUCUUCGGUUCAAAAGGCCGGAUUCCUCGCGGGGUUCGUCUGAGGCGCCGAUGGCGGGCGUCGCAGAAAAGAAGUUACCUCGGGGCUGGCACCCUCAACUUUCGCACCCAAUCAGAUGAUUUGCCUUCAGGCCCCAAGCCUUUCAGAACAUCUCGCUAGACCUCUGUAUUCGCCCAGGCUCUGCAGCCAAGCAGGAAGCUUAUAAGGCAGCUUUAACUAAAGAUGACUUCCUUGUUUGCUCAAGAAAUUCGCCUUUCUAAAAGACAUGAAGAAAUAGUAUCACAAAGAUUAAAGUUACUUCGGCAAAUGAAGAAUAAAUUUGGAGAUCAAAACAAGGAAAAGGCAUCUCAGAUUCAAGCAGCUGAGACUGCUUUUAAAAGGAACCUUAGCCUUUUAAAGGAUAUAGAAGCAGCAGAAAAGUCUUUGCAGACCCGGAGUCACCCACUUCCACUGCCUGAGCUGAUUUCUCUUGAGACUCUUUACUGGGCAUCAGUAGAAGAAUAUAUUCCCAAAUGGGAGCAGUUUCUUUUAGGAAGAGCACCAUAUCCUAUUGGUGUUGAAAAUCAAAAUGAAGCAGAAAAUGCCAUUCGAAACACGACACAGUGAUAACUUCACAUUCUAGUUCAAAAACUGUGUUUAGUAAAGCUGAAUAUUAAAGAAUAUGCGGGUCGUUGCAGGAAUUUUAAGAAUCCAAUAUAUUCUUAUUGCUUCAUUACAUCCUUGAAGACAAUAAAGACAUGAGAAUCUACUGGAAGGUCUCAGGUUAGCCCUAGAGACCUACUGCUCUCUCAAGGUCAUGACUUUGUUUCUACCAAACCCAUGCAAGUAGGAAAAACUAAUAUUGAAAAGUGGACUGUUUAUUAAAGAAAUCGCUAAAUGA